AUGACGCACUUCACCAUCUCCAUCAUCUCCGACACCGUCUGCCCCUGGUGCUACGUCGGCAAGAAGCGCCUCGAGCGCGCCAUCGCCCAGCACAAGCAAACCCACCCCACCGACACCUUCUCAACGACCUGGCACCCCUUCUACCUCGACCCCACCGCGCCCGUCCCCGGCGAAGACAAACAGCAACGCUACGCGCGCCGCUUCGGCGCCUCCCGCACCGCGCAGAUGCAAGCGCGCCUCGCGCAAAUCGGCGCCGCCGAAGGCAUCCGCUUCCGCUUCGGCGGCCGCACCGGCAACACGCGCGACUCGCACCGGCUGAUCGAGCUGGGGGGGAAGCGAUCCUCUUCUUCCUCUUCACCGGCGCUGCAGACGCGCGUCGUCGAGGAAUUGUUCGCCGCGUAUUUCGAGAACGAGCGGGACAUUACCGAUCGCGGGGUGCUGACGGAGGCGGGGGUGGCGGCGGGGCUGGAUGAGGCGGAGGUGAGGGAGUGGUUGGAGGGGGGCGAGGGCGGGGAGGAGGUCGAUCGGGAGGCGGGGGAGGCGAGGGGCAGGUUUGUGGAGGGGGUGCCGCAUUUUACGGUGAAUGGGAGGUGGGAGGUUGGUGGGGCGGAGGAGGCGGAGGCGUUCUUGGAGGUGUUUGGGGAGGUGAAGGAGGCGGAGGGGAGGUAA
Messenger RNA from Diplodia corticola, 669 nucleotides. Its product is annotated as thioredoxin-like protein. Bases 1 to 669 code for a protein of 222 amino acids. Lineage: Eukaryota; Fungi; Ascomycota; Dothideomycetes; Botryosphaeriales; Botryosphaeriaceae. Gene Ontology annotation, molecular function: oxidoreductase activity. The record is from RefSeq and is a predicted model, not a curated record. The transcript has 2 exons.